CUGCUUCACUGCGACGCAGACACCGAGCCGUGCAUCGAGAUGCGCUCCUGAGCGUGAUCUUAUAGAAGCAUCACACCAGACUGCUGUUCUAUUCCGAGUAGGCUGUCGUAUCACUUCUUCUCACACAGAUCAGGGACUGUUUGCAGGGUGUUGCUUCAAUUAAUGGAGCUUAAAUACUCAAGCAUCCUUCGGAUAGCAGCCCUUAAUUGGUGCUUCGUGGACGAAUCUGGGUGCACGUGUGUGUGUGUCCUUCCCAUGAUUCCUCCCAUGCCAGCGUGUGACCCCGAUGACCCCUCGCCCCUCGAGCUCCUCCUCUGUUUGUCUGGAUGAGGACCCCGGCCUCCAGUGAUGUGAUGCACAGGUUUGAGGUUCUUGGGAUUGUGGGGGAAGGGGCUUACGGUGUCGUCCUGAAGUGCAGACACAAGGAGACGAAUGAAAUCGUGGCCAUUAAGAAGUUUAAGGACAGUGAAGAAAAUGAGGAGGUGAAGGAGACGACGCUGCGCGAGCUGAAGAUGCUGCGCUCGCUGAAGCAGGAGAACAUCGUGGAGCUGAAGGAGGCGUUUCGGCAGCGAGGGAAGCUGUUCCUGGUGUUCGAGUACGUGGAGAAGAACAUGCUGGAGCUGCUGGAGGACAUGCCCAACGGAGCUCCACCCGAGCAGGUCCGGAUCUACAUCUAUCAGCUGAUCAAAGCCAUCCACUGGUGCCACAAGAACAACAUCGUCCACCGAGAUAUCAAGCCGGAGAAUCUGCUCAUCAGCUCCGACGACGUGCUCAAACUCUGCGACUUCGGUUUUGCGCGAGAUCUCUCUGAAAGCACCGAUGUGAACUACAGCGAGUAUGUGGCGACCAGAUGGUAUCGAUCCCCGGAGCUGCUGCUGGGGGCUCCGUACGGGAAGGCAGUGGACAUGUGGUCAGUGGGGUGUAUUCUGGGCGAGCUGAGCGACGGUCAGCCUUUAUUUCCAGGCGAGAGUGAGAUUGACCAGCUCUUUACCAUCCAGAAGGUCCUGGGACCAUUGCCGCCCGAACAGAUGAAGCUCUUUUAUAACAACCCUCGCUUUCACGGGCUACGGUUUCCCUCGGUCAGCCAUCCACAGACUCUGGAGAGACGAUAUCUGGGAAUCAUUAGUCCAGUCCUGCUUGACCUCAUGAAGAACCUGUUGCUGUUGAACCCGAAUGAGCGCUAUCUGACUGAACAGAGUCUGAACCACCACGCCUUCCAGACUCAGCGCCUGACGGAGCGACCCGGCCCCCUCACACCCACACCCGCCCGCUCCUCCAAGAGGAAACCGCUCAUGGACAACAGCGCCCCCAGCAGGGGUCAUGUGGUCAAGAGUUCAAGUCACCAUCGCUCAAACAGUCGUGACUGCUCCAGUCUGCCCCGUCAUGGGCAUGAAGACCUCCACCCGUCCAGCAGCGAGGUGUUCCUGAAUGGGUCGGUACCAUCUGCCAACAGCCUGAGCCCUGUGAUGCACCCUAAAUCCUUUCAGCCGCUCAACCGCUCUGCAUCGUGCGGUAAAGACCUGGCCAGCCUGCAGCAUGCUAAAGAGGCCAAAUCUAAAGCGGGUGAUUUUGACUUCGGUAAACCGACAGACGGACCGGGAGCCAAAUACCUAAAAUCCAAUACGCCUCGCUCCCAGAACCGCCAUUCCUUUGUGGAGGGGAAGACCAGCACGUUGGCGGGGGACCGGGAGAAACAGAGCCGCCACGGUUAUGGCGAUUCCACCGCGUCAUCAUCUUCAUGUGGGAAGGGGACGUCCCCGUAUCUGAGUUUGUCCAAGAGUCACGGAGUGCUUAGUGACGCCAAAUCCGUGAGCAACCUCAGCGACAUGCGACUGCACCCAGAUGACCCCGCCGGCUCGCCACGUUACUUCCCUAGCAGCUGCUUGGACCUCAACAUGAAUCUGAACUUGCCGGCGCCAGGCAGCCCGUCCCUGCAACACGGGGAGCGUUCUGGACACAGUCCCGCAGUGGGGCGUUGCAGCAAACUGGAACGCGAUGGAAGCACGAUGGAGCCGUCCACCCGCCGCUCCUCAUCCAGGCAAAAGAGCCAGCAGCAGAGUGAUGGAAACCCUGUCGAUCCACUCGACCCCAUAGGGGGUCUGUCUCUUUCGGCGCCCCAUGAAUUCCCCUAUGGCGUGGGCUACACCAGCCCAUUUUCCUCCCAGCAGAGGCCACACAGGCACUCCAUGUAUGUGCGGAGGGAACGGGGGCGACCCCACGGAGGUGAAGCCGGCGGAUUGGCAGUGGGACAAGGGAUGCCCACUCGGGCCAGCAGUCUACAGCUCCUGACCCCUCAGCUACAGCAUCGGACCCUGCCGAGACACAUGGGCAGCGCUGUGCCACGGGACGCAGGAUUAGACGAUAUUAGGAGUGACCCCGCUGCUGCAGAGGUCAGUCACACACGACCUUUAAUCCGGGAGUCCACACGGGACAACACUGCUGCCUUUCACGGGCCACGGCAAAAAAGCGAGGGAGGCGUUUAUCAUGAGCAGCUCGCAGACGACAGCGGAUCGGCUAAAGAGAACCGCAUGAUGUACAGCGACUCGGUUCCACGACGGGUCGGGAGCUUCUACAGGGUGCCAUCUCCCAGACCCGAUAACUCAUUCCACGAGAGUUCAGGGGUCACGAUGGACAGUAGUCAUAACAUACACCAACCCACAUACGACCCGUGGACGGGGUCAGAGACGCAGGAGCCCUCCAAAGAGAAGGAGAAACAGGGCUUCUUCAGAACCAUCAAGAAGAAGAAGAAGUCACAAACCGCUCAGAGUGAGGGGCCGGAUCAGACGCGGAUGCAGAAAUCGUCUCGCUCCUACACACACCAGAGCAGCAGACAUCGCACCCGCAGCCGAGACCGAGAGCGCAGCCGCGACCGAGACCAGGAUCAGGAGCGAGAGCCAGAGCGAGAGCCAGAGCGAGAGCGAGACUGGCCCGAAGAGAGAGAGCGAGGGCAUCAUACACACUCACAGCCUCUGAAGUCUCUGCGAAAGCUUCUUCAUCUCUCCUCCUCCUCGUCCUCCAACCAAACCUCGGCAGAUCUCCACUACCCCCUGCCCUCCUCUACAGGCGGAGGGAGUUUGGUGGAGCCCCGUGGCCUUGGCUCCAUGCAGCACAAGGGCCGUUCGGCUGGAGUCCGGCUGGAGUCCGGCUGGCACUCCAGCGCUCUGGGACGUCCCGAGGGAAACCCGUAUCCUGACCAGCUGACCUCCAAAACAGGCCCCAACGGCUUCGCUCGCCAUUUUCGUUCACGUUUGCCAAACCUGAAUGACCUUAAAGAGACAGCGCUGUGAGUCAGACUCACCGGGGCCCUCAAGGGCCUGCUUUUCUUGCGUAUUAAGGGUAGGCCUAUACGUCUUAAUUUUUGCCAUUUUACUUUUUUAGUUUUUAAUACUUGAUAGCACUUCUUUUAUGUACUGUACUCUAUUGGAUAAUACAGUUUAAAAGCAGAUGACAUAGCUCUAUGUGAAUGGGAAUAUAAUAAAUGUAUGGCUUUAGUUUCUACUCUGGGUGUAGUAUAAAAAUAUUAUCUGAUUCUGCAUAGUUCCUCUUAUAUUUGGCUAAAGGUUCUAAUAAUUCAUGUGUAGAUGACAGUAUUGGCAUUUAUUUUAUAGUAAUAGAAUAAGACUAUGGUAUAUACAGUAUAGACAUUGCAACUUUGUCUUUGACUAUUUCCUGGUUAUAAUUCGGUGAAUAUCAGUAGAUCUUAAGAGUAACACUAACAUUAACGGUAAGAAUGUGUGGUUUUAUGUGCAUGUGCUUCCCAGAUAGCGCACGUAUGUUGCUUUAAAUGUGAUAUUUAUGCAUAAAUUAAUUUUAAAUUAAAAGGAUGUCAUUUUAGCAAAUAAUUCCGAUUUAGAUAGAAGUCUUCUGCUUAGGGAAGCUGCAUUUAUUUAAUUAAAAAUGCAGUAAAAACAGUGAAAUUUCUAAAUAUUUUUACAAUUUAAAAGAACUGUUUUCUGUGUGAAUCUGUGUUAAAGUGUAAAUUAUUUCUGUUAUUCACAUCUGUAUUUUCAGCAGCAUUCCUCCAGUCUUCAGUGUCACAUGAUCUUCAGAAAUCAUUAAAAUAUAUAUAUAGUUUUAUUCAGCAAGGAGAUUGUAAAAACAUUCAUAAUGUUACAAAUGUCAUCAAAGAAUCCUGAAACAAAAAAAAUUAUUGAGUACCAUUAAAUAAAUAAUAAUGACUGAUGAUUAGAAUGAUUUCUGCAGUAAUGCUGAUAAAAAUUAAGCUUUGAUAAUAGGAAUAAAUUACAUUUUACAAUAUAUUCACCUAUAUAACAGUUACUUUAAAUUGUAAAAUUAUUUACAAAUUUUUACUGCUUUUACUGUAUUUUUAAUCAAAGAAAUGCAGGCUUGGUGAGCAGAAGAGACAUUAAAAUCAUAAUUAUUCCCAACAUCUGACCCGUAGUGUACUACAGAUGAUAAAAGUCUAAACAGGACAGAAAAAAGCAUAUGUGCGCUAUCUGGGUUUCGUGUGGCUCUUUUGUUAGUCUUUACAAAUCACAAACAGUGUAAUUUCUUAAGCCUUUUAAAUGACAAGUGAAGCAAAAACAUCAAGCAAAUCUGACCAAAUCACAUGAAAUGGAGUGGCGCCACCUGCUGGCCAUUCAGAUCCUCUGCAAAAAAGUCAAGAGUAUGUGAUGCCUUUUUAUUUUUAAAGCAAGAUUACUUUGUACUAUAUCUUAUCAGUCUUUGAUUCCCUCAGGUAUAGAGUUGUUUGAACACUGCUAAUACAGUUUUACAUGCAAUAUCUGGAUAUCAGAUGUCGAAGCUCUUUAGAUGGUUUCCGUUUAGGGAGAUAGAGCCAGUGUGUGUAUACACGAGGAGGAGAAAUAAUAAGAAUAAUAAUUUAUGAAUUGUAUGCAAUAUGUAUUUUGGCAUUCGCCAGAUAACCAUCUUAAUAAAGCUGAAGGUUCCUGGAGGCGUUUUGUUUCCUCUUAGCGUUUUCAUGUUUUAAUGAUUCAUAUGUCAGUCGUGUACACAGGAUGUCAGACGCCAGGAUUUCCUGGAAAACUGAGCUCGGUUACACAUCAGAGAUAUGCGUCUCAUUUUAGUUUCAGGGAAUUAUCCUCGAAUCAUCGCGAUUAUUGAGAAUAUUGUUCACAGACUGGUCAGUUGUGUCUGAAGUUUAUUCAUCAGUCUCUGUGUGUUUCAUUUAGCAGGAAUAUUAUGACGGAUGGUGUUUUACUCUGUAAUCAUGCGCUCUUCGGCUACAGUGAUGGAGCUGAGAUACUUAUGAGCUCAUUUUAAUAAUCAUGAGACUUGUCUGUUUUUUUGUUUGUUUUUGUUUUUAAAUCCAUGAAUAAAUAAAAUUCAUACCAAAUCAAA
Carassius gibelio (silver crucian carp) is the source of this 5322-nucleotide messenger RNA. Its product is annotated as cyclin-dependent kinase-like 5. Bases 327 to 3287 code for a protein of 986 amino acids. The transcript has 18 exons. NCBI's taxonomy places the organism in Eukaryota, Metazoa, Chordata, Actinopteri, Cypriniformes, Cyprinidae. Gene Ontology annotation, cellular component: nucleus; dendrite cytoplasm. Gene Ontology annotation, molecular function: ATP binding; MAP kinase activity. Gene Ontology annotation, biological process: regulation of dendrite development; protein phosphorylation; positive regulation of axon extension. The record is from RefSeq and is a predicted model, not a curated record.